GGCCCCUCCUGUCUCCUGGACUAUAAAGACCCUCCGGGCCCGGUCUCUCACCGGGGUCUGCAGACUUCCACCUGAGCAAGCAACCUCCCGCCAACCCACACCAUGGCGCCCUUUGAGAAGUCCAUGGAGAUGAUGCCCUUCAAGCAGAGGAAGUGUUUAGAAACAAGGAAAGAUGAAGUGUGCAGCAUCCGGUCCAAGUUCCCCAACAAGUUACCCGUGAUCGUGGAGCGUUACCUGCGCGAGAAGGCCCUCCCUCUGCUGGACAAGACCAAGUUCUUGGUUCCCUUCGAGCUCACCUUAGGACAGUUCCUGUGCCUGCUCAGGAACAAGAUCGACCUGGAGUCCAGCCAGGCUCUCUUCCUGCUGGUGGCGGAGAGGAGCAUGUCCUGCAUGUCCUCCAGCAUGGGGGAGGUCUACUCUCGCUACCGGGACCCCGACGGCUUCCUCUACAUCACCUACGCCUCGCAGGAGAUGUUCGGGGGCAGCUGAGCCGUGGAGAACCCGGGCCAGCAGGCCCAACUUUGGACAUUUUCAACACCGCCUGACUCUCAGCGUCCCGGUUUUUCUGGCGACACGAGGGUCCGCCUCCGCCACGUCUCACGGGAUCCCAGCCAGGAACUUCCACUUGACGGCGAAUGUCUUUGAGUCCAGGACAAAAGAGAAGAAAGGUUUUUUUUAGUCAUCCCACAAUGUGAAGGCUGCUGACGCUCAGUACGCAAAACAACUAAUAAACCUCCUUUCAAUACGU
Messenger RNA from Nerophis ophidion (straightnose pipefish), 748 nucleotides. It is a transcript of the gene map1lc3cl, whose product is annotated as microtubule-associated protein 1 light chain 3 gamma, like. Gene Ontology annotation, cellular component: autophagosome; cytosol; autophagosome membrane. Lineage: Eukaryota; Metazoa; Chordata; Actinopteri; Syngnathiformes; Syngnathidae. Gene Ontology annotation, molecular function: ubiquitin protein ligase binding. The record is from RefSeq and is a predicted model, not a curated record. Gene Ontology annotation, biological process: autophagy of mitochondrion; cellular response to nitrogen starvation; macroautophagy. Bases 103 to 489 code for a protein of 128 amino acids. The transcript has 4 exons.